CCCGUCGACGGUGCCCAGCAUCACAACGCGCUGUUCCACGCACACGGCACACGUACGCAACACACGAAGAACGUGGUUCAUCAACUUCGACGCAAGAACUCAUCCGCCGACAUGUCUCUCGGGUUUUCCGUACUACUACUAGCAGCGUGCAGCGCAGCACUGGUCACCGGUUCGCCCGUAUACGCGCCGGCGCCAUACGCGCUGUACUCGCCCGCGCCCGCGUACGUCAACUACGCGGUGGCGGCGAAGUCGUACGACGCAGACUACGACCCGAACCCGUCGUACUCGUACGCGUACGACGUGCACGACCAGCUGACCGGCGACUCGAAGAGCCAGCACGAGAGCAGGCACGGCGACGUGGUGCACGGAUCGUACAGCCUGGUCGACCCGGACGGCACCAAGCGCACCGUCGACUACACCGCGGACCCGCACAACGGUUUCAACGCGGUCGUCACCAAGGAGCCGUUGGUCAAGGCCUACGCGCCGGCCGCGUACCCGGUGGUCAAGGCGUACGCGCCACCCGAAGCCGUCCACGGUUACGCGCCCGUCUACACCGCGGUCAAGGCGUACGCCGCCCAGCCGUCGUACCGCUCGUACCCGUUCUACCGUUGAGAUCUCUCGGCCGACGCGUCGCCGCAACACGUAGCCCUACGCUUACACCGCCUUCGCGCGUACAAGAAAUGCAUACACACACUCCCGACCCCGGUGUACCGUAAUCACGUACCAUAACUACGCGUGUUUCACGUACACUUUUUUUUUCUUCUACCAUUUUUUUUUUUUUUUUUUUUUGUAACAAUUCGCUCGUCAUUAAGUAUUUUCAACGCUAUCGAUUUGUAUUAUUCUUACAUUUAAUCUACGGUUUUUUAUUUA
Molecule: messenger RNA, 870 nt
Organism: Sipha flava (yellow sugarcane aphid)
Lineage: Eukaryota; Metazoa; Arthropoda; Insecta; Hemiptera; Aphididae
Product: larval cuticle protein A2B-like
Exons: 2
Coding region: 112-612 (166 amino acids)
Cellular component (GO): extracellular matrix
Source: RefSeq, a predicted model, not a curated record